Triticum turgidum subsp. durum (durum wheat) is the source of this 1095-nucleotide messenger RNA. NCBI's taxonomy places the organism in Eukaryota, Viridiplantae, Streptophyta, Magnoliopsida, Poales, Poaceae. The record is from the annotation of a GenBank genome assembly.
AUGAUGAAGAAAAGACGUCACCGCAGAAACAAUGUAAAUGCAACACAGAAAGCAACCCUCAACAAAGACGCUGCUGGCAGCGAAGAAGUCGGAGACAGGCUUAGCAAGCUGCCUAAUGACAUUCUACUCAACAUUCUGGAGAGGGUGGACACGCUCGAUGCAAUAAUGACCUGCAUCCUAUCAAAGCGAAUGAUGAAGCUCUACACCAAGCUCUCGCAGUUCUUCCUAAGUUGUAGUUCCAUUCUAGGUCACAAUGUUAGAACCAACAGUGAAUAUGUCAGAACCAACAGUGUUGUGGCUCAUGUAACGGAUAAUAUCUUGAGCACAAAGAGUCCGGAGAUCACCAUUAGCAAACUCAAAAUCAGAUUCAUCUUGAUGCAACCUGAUUGUUACACAAUUGACAAAUCUGUCGCCCGCACCAUGGCAACACAGAAGGUUGGUGCAGCUGAGUUUGAGAUCAUAACAGAGAAAAUUCAUAAGAAGUGUUCUCCUGCCGAUCUCCUCUAUCAUGCGAAGCAGUUCAAUGAUUUUUUCAGUGCUUGUCUGGAUGCAUUUGCUGGCCUCAAGCGCCUGUGGCUGCGCAAUAUGAGGUUUGGUGAACUAGACAUACCCAACAUCCUCACCACUUGCAAGCUCUUGGAGUCUUUGCAUUUAACCAAUUGCGACUCGGGGAUGAAUUCUGUGGUGCAACUAGAACAUGCUAAACUUACUGAGCUCGAGGUCGAGUAUGGGAAAUUUGAGAUAGUUGAGCUGACAUGUCUACCAAAACUCCAACGGGUGAGCUAUAAGGGCUGGUUCAACUCUCAUAAAGGUCCCCUGUAUUUUGGUUUUGUACCACAGCUUUCAAAGCUGAGGCUUGCUAAAAUUGGCACCCGACCAACUAGGACUCUUGAGUUAAGUCAGCUCCUUGGUAAUGUUCCUUACAUAGGCAACCUGCAUCUGGAUUUUCAAAGUGAAAAGAUUUGGGUUCUGCCAGAAAGCUCGAAGCUGCUCAGGCCUGUGCUCAGCCAACUACAGCAGGUGAAUCUGGACAAUCUUUCUGAAGGAUGUGAUUUAGCUUGGCAAUGUUUAUUAUUGAAGCUGCACCGUCCCUAA